GAGUGGAGAGAAUGUGAUCUGUUGGUGGAAUUCAAGUGUACACACACACACACUUUUGUUCAAAGGCUAUGUCGUAGAAAUCCUUGAAAUGACCAAGGACUUGUGUAAAACAAAACAAAACAGCAUCCAACAUUGUAAAAAGAUGAAGAAAAACUAUGUAAAAUUAGUGAUGCUAGUGUGAUUCAUUUAUUUUUUACGGUCUAAAUUGGCCACAAUAUUUAUUUGAUGUCCACAAGUAAAAUGUGUCUUUAUUAAAGUAAUAAUAAUAUUUUUGUGAUUCAUUAUUUUUGUGCCAAAUUUGGUGGUGAAUGGUGAUGGUCCCCUACCGUGUUGUUUUGUUUGAAUAAAGAAAAGAGCUGAGAUGGUUUCUUUGCUUGUGAGUGACUUGACGGAAGACUAACAAAAGUUGACUUUUAACGCUGGCAAACAUGGCCCAUUUCUUGUUAAUUUCUCAUCUUUGACUACUGACUAAUUCCACAUGUGACUUACUAUACAAUUACCAUAUGUACUCUUUUGUCCCUUACUAGUAGUAGUAGUAGUAAUUCACUAUGGUAGUACAUCGUACAAAUACUAUACACGCAUGCAUAUGCAUACAUAAAUACACAUAUCGAGCAAAUAAUUAGUGGAAGACGGGGAAAGCUGUCUUUCUUUGAUUAUUGAACUAGACAAACAAAAAGCAGCAAAAGUAAUAUAUUACUAUUAUUAAUUAAAAAAGAAAAAAAGAAAAAAGAAAAAAGAAAGAGUAAAAAGCGCGUAACAAGAAAGAAGAAAUAAUGGUUUGAUUGAUUGGAGCAACUUGUUGAAAUUGAAACAAAUACACCACCCUGCUGCUCUAAUUAACCUCUUUCUUCUUGUUGUUGCAAAUUAUACAUACAAUUCCAAUGGGGAUUUGCUGGAGUUAUCCACCUAAUAAAGAUCCAACUCCAACUGGAACUGUUACACCUGCAGGGAUAUCUCAUUCUCAAACUACAAGUGGAAGCUAUGGUAUUAGUACACCCACCACCGCUUCAACAACUACUACUUUCAAUUCUGUUUCUACCAUUUCUUCUGGAAGUGGAACUGGAAGCAGCAGUAAUAUAUCUUCCUCCAUAAGUAGAAGCAACUUCUCCUCAGUCUCUGAUUAUUCAAUUGGUGGCCAGAUCUUACCUACUUCUAAUUUGAGGAUAUUUACUUUUGCUGAAUUAAAGGCUGCUACCAAAAAUUUCAAACCUGAUACACUUCUUGGUGAGGGAGGUUUUGGUAAAGUCUACAAGGGAUGGCUUGAUUCCAAGAAUAGUAGUGGAACUGCCGUUGCCGUCAAAAAAUUGAACUCUGAAGGCUACCAGGGACUCGAGGAGUGGCAGUCAGAAAUAAAUUUUCUAGGACGGCUUUAUCAUCCUAACCUUGUUAAGCUGUUGGGAUAUUGUUACGAGGAAACAGAACUUCUUCUUGUCUAUGAAUACAUGCAGAAGGGCAGUUUGGAACAUCAUCUUUUUGGAAGGGGUGCUUCUGUUCAGCCACUUCCCUGGGAUCUUAGGCUUAAGAUAGCAAUUGGAGCGGCCGCUGGCCUUUCCUUCUUGCAUACAUCCGAUCGAGAAAUUAUUUAUCGAGACUUUAAGGCCUCUAAUAUAUUACUUGAUGGGUCCUAUAAUGCAAAGAUAUCAGACUUUGGACUUGCUAAGCUGGGUCCUUCAGCAAGUCAAUCCCAUUUGUCAACAACUGUAAUGGGCACACCUGGUUAUGCAGCUCCUGAAUAUAUGCAAACAGGGCAUCUAUAUGUAAAGAGCGACGUGUAUGGGUUUGGAGUUGUUUUGGUUGAGAUACUGUCAGGCCAACGAGCCAUUGAUACCAACCGUCCAACCGGGUAUCACAGUCUAACGGACUGGGUCAAACCAUUCCUACAUGAUAAAAGAAAAUUGAAGAAGAUUAUGGAUCCUCAUUUGGGAGAUAAAUAUCCAAGCAAAGCUGCAUUUCCUAUAGCUAAGCUUGCUUCAAAAUGUCUUGCACCCGAGCCCAAAAUGCGCCCGUCCAUGAAGGAUGUUUUGGAGAUCUUGCAAGGAAUUCAAGCUUCCACAAACAAAAACGUGGAGGUUAGGGGUGAUCAUUAAUUAAUUCAUUAUUAAUCCUAUUUAUAUGUGAAUUAAUUAAUGGACCUGUAUGAUUAAAAGGCUAUUGGUUGUUCAUUUUGUAUUUUCCUUGAACUCAAGUAGCUAGCUAGGUGUAUUUCUGUGGUGGCUUCAGUGAGUUGUGGAUUUGAUAUACAUGCCUCUAGUUAGUUCAUCAACAUGUUGUAUUGUAUCGUGUACCUAUAGUUCUAUAUUAGAAAUCCCAAAUAUUCAUUAUGGAUCUUGAUCAAA
Trifolium pratense (red clover) is the source of this 2336-nucleotide messenger RNA. Its product is annotated as probable serine/threonine-protein kinase PIX13. The record is from RefSeq and is a predicted model, not a curated record. Lineage: Eukaryota; Viridiplantae; Streptophyta; Magnoliopsida; Fabales; Fabaceae. Bases 882 to 2087 code for a protein of 401 amino acids. The transcript has 5 exons. Gene Ontology annotation, biological process: protein phosphorylation. Gene Ontology annotation, molecular function: ATP binding; protein kinase activity.